This is a messenger RNA of Portunus trituberculatus (swimming crab), 2496 nucleotides long. RefSeq names its product synaptogenesis protein syg-2-like. Lineage: Eukaryota; Metazoa; Arthropoda; Malacostraca; Decapoda; Portunidae. The record is from RefSeq and is a predicted model, not a curated record. The transcript has 11 exons. Bases 868 to 2496 code for a protein of 542 amino acids.
CAGAAGAAAAUUUGUAAGUCAUGAGAACCAGAAGAAAUGACCACAAGCACAGGGCAAUAUAACACAGGCGAACUAGAAAUAACACGAGGUAAUAACAAAUGCAGAGGUAAUAAGAGCACAGUGUCCGUAAGCCAGCACAGGGGUGGCCCGGCAGGAGGCAAGGCAGCCAACCAGGUUCAGUGUGGCUUGAGCUGUGAGAGAGGAAGGUUGCACGCCGCUCCCUUCUCCCUCACCACCCUUAGGAAAAAGACCCCUAAAAGAAAAAGAUCGUGACAAACAACGGGGGUAAAAAGUUAUUAUGAAUGGAUAACGGAUACGGAGGUGGGAAAAGAGCCGGAGAGAGAGGGGGAGAGGUGGUCAGAGGUAAAGAUACAGACAUGAAAGUAGUGCAGUAAGAAGUUGGUUUCAUCCCGCUGGUGUAAGCAAGUGAAUAUGUGAGACCGCUUGCAGCCAUGACAGCCUUUCUCUUGGGGACAGGGACCAGGUGAGGGCUGAGAACCAUUACCAGGAUAGCCGCCCGCCCGCCAGCCCGCCUACCAGCCCGCCCGCCCACCUACCCACCAGCCAGCCAGCCAGCCAGCCAGCGAGCCAACCAUCCAACCGGCCCUCCCGCGUACGUAAGAUUCAGAUAAUAGCGAGACAUCCUGUAACCAUCUGUGCCUCCCGGAUGAUGGAAUGACAACCGGUACAGCCAUCUCGCAUUCCGGAUUAUGAAGUGACGUGAGUUCAAAUCCCAAGCGCUGCGGUCCCUUGAGUCACUGAGGAAGGAACAAAGACCGAACUCGAGCAAGUGAGACCGAAGCAAACCGAAGUGAACCCAAGCGAACCGAAGUGAACCGAAGUGAACCGAGGUGAAUCAAAGUGCUGAUGAAGAUGAAGAUACGAGCAAGGGCGAAGAAGGAGGUGGUGGAUGGGGAGGAGGAGGAAGAUGGGGAGGAUGAGAUAAGAACCCCCAAUCAUCCCUAUCACCCCUCGCACUCCCCACCCCGAAAAGCCCCCUACCGCCCCUCCAGCGCCCUCCUCCUCGUGGUUCUCCUCUCCCUGCUAUGCCAAGGGCGCUGUGAAUGGCAUGAUGGGGAGGAGGACCUUAUAUCCCCAACACCUCCACACAUGGGCCCCGCUGAAGGCGAGGCGGCAGUGGUGGUGGCGCCCGUAGGUGGAAGCGCCCUGCUGCCUUGUGACCUGACGCAGCCCAACGACUCUCCGAUCCUGGUGUUGGUGUAUAACGGCGCCACGGGAAGGCCGGUCUACAGCAUCGACUCUAGAAAUGGGCCACUCACCAAAUCGAAACACUGGUCCGGCCUUGGGGAUCGUGCAGAGUUCCAGGUUUCGCCCCCGCAUCAAGGCCUCGCUGUCAAGAGAAUCAGAGACGAGGACGAGGGCGAGUACCGGUGUCGAGUUGACUUCGGCUCCUCCCCCACCAGGAACCUGAGGAUGAAGUUACAGGUGGUAGUUCCCCCGCAGCGAGUGGCCAUCCUGAGCGAGGCGAGCCUGGAGGUGAGCGGCGUGAUCGGCCCGUACCCUGUGAAAGAGAGCCUAAAACUCACCUGUCAAGCCUCCGGAGGUCGUCCGCCACCAGAGGUCACGUGGUGGCAUGAAGGCUCUCUCAUUGAUGGCCUGAGCGAGAACACGACCAACCAGGUGACCCGCAACACUCUCACCUUGCCUAACCUGAGCCGCCAGCACCUGUACCGCGUGAUUACCUGCAGCGCUGCCAACUCUAACAUGACGCGGCCACUCAACACCUCCGUCACUCUGGACAUGAGCUUUCCCCCUCUGGACGUGAGCAUCUCAGGUAGUCCCCCAUACCUGUCGGAAGGGGGCGCCUACACCCUCACCUGUGAAGCGUGGGGAUCCCGCCCCCCCGCCAACCUUACCUGGUGGAUGGACGGGGUGCUAAUGACGCCGGCUGAGAGUAAGGUAUUGAUGGAAGGCAAUGUGAGCAGGUCCACUCUUCGCCUCACGCCCACGAGGGAGAACCAUGGCGCUGUGCUCUCCUGCAGGGCUGAGAACAGGGACCUGCCGACUUCCGUGGUGGAGGAUAUCAUUAAGCUCAACGUGCAUUACCCGCCCCGGCUGCAGCUUCGCCCUGGUCAUAGUCUCACACUGAGCCACAUCAAGGAAGGCGAUGACGUGUAUUUCGAGUGUGAAGUUCAUGCCAACCCACCUGUCGAGAGCGUCAGGUGGUUCUUAAAGGGGCAAGAACUGGAGCAGAAUGUGUCGGCUGGGAUCAUCGUAGCGAACCGAAGUCUGGUUCUCCAAGGGGUGGGGCGGCGCUCCUCAGGGGACUACGUGUGCAAAGCAGCCAACCCCAGGGGCGAGACAACCUCCAACCCGCUGCAUCUGAACGUUAAGUGUAGGCGCGUAAAGGCGAAUUUUCAGCGUUAUGUAAUAUCAAAUGAGCUUGCAACAGAGAGCAUGCAACACCCACUCCCCUCCCGUCCCCUGGCCCUCUCAUUCUUCUCCUUUGAUGCUGUAAAGGUCCACGGCUUCUGA